AUGCCUCAGGGAUCAGUGUCAUUCAAGGAUGUGACUGUGGACUUCACCCAGGAGGAGUGGGAGCAACUGGAUACUGAUCAGAAGGCCCUCUACAGGGAUGUCAUGUUGGAAAACUAUUACCACCUUAUCUCUGUGGGGUUUCACAUGACUAAACCUGAUAUGAUCUGCAAGUUGGAAGAAGGAAAAGAACUGUGGACAACAGAGAGAAUUAUUUCAAGUCAGAGUUAUUUAGAAAAAGAUGGGAAAGCUGAAGAUGUUUUAAUGAAGUUUAAACAGUACCAAGAUAGGCAUUUUAGACCAGUUGUAUUUAGCAACCAUGAAAGACCAAUUAAGGAAAGAAAUAAUAUUUUUGGGAAGACACUUACUGUAGGCAAGAACUAUAUUAUUUCAGAAACAACACUACAUGAAUAUAAACUUGAUGGAAAGGUUUUGAAAAAUAUUUCAGAAUCAGUCAUUAGAAAUAUAAGCCCUGUAAAAGAAAAGUUUGGUGAGAAUAAUGGAUGGGAGAAAUCACUUCUCAGUAAAAAGCAUGUGAAAAUUCAUACUACAGAAAAUCUCUAUAAACAAACGGAAAGGAGUCUGAGUAAUAAACAAGAGCUUAUUAAACAUCAGAAGGUUCAAACUCCCGAGCAAUCAUUUGAACAUGAAUGUGAAAAUUCCUUCCUAAUGAAAGAAAUGUUAUUUACACAUACUGGAACUCAUAGAAAAGAAAGACUCUUUGAAUAUAAUAAAGAUGGAAUGCCUUUCAUUGAAAAGUCAAAUCCCAGUGUCCAUCCACAGAAUUAUAUGGAGAAGAAGGCCCAUGCAUAUAGCAAAUAUGGGAAUUUCCUCUGCAGGAAGUCCAUUUUUAUUAUACAUCAGAGAUCUGAAACAGAAGAGAAACCCUUUCAUUGUUCUUAUUGUGGGAAUAGCUUUAGAAGGAAGUCAUAUCUCAUUGAGCAUCAGCGAAUUCACACAGGUGAGAAACCUUAUGUUUGCAGUCAAUGUGGAAAAGCCUUCCGUCAAAAGACAGCUCUCACUCUUCAUGAGAAAACACAUGUCGAGGGGAAACCCUACAUUUGUAUGGAUUGUGGGAAAUCCUUCCGCCAGAAGGCAACCCUCACCAGGCAUCACAAAAUACAUACAGGGGAGAAAGCCUAUGAUUGUACUCAGUGUGGAAGUGCUUUUAGAAAGAAGUCAUACCUCAUUGAUCAUCAGAGAACUCACACAGGAGAGAAACCAUAUCAAUGUAAUGAAUGUGGGAAGGCAUUUAUCCAGAAGACAACCCUCACUGUACACCAAAGAACUCACACAGGAGAGAAACCCUAUAUUUGUAAUGAAUGUGGAAAGUCCUUCUGUCAAAAGACAACUCUCACUCUCCAUCAAAGAAUUCAUACAGGGGAGAAACCUUAUAGUUGUAGUGAAUGUGGGAAGUCCUUUCGUCAGAAGGCAAUCCUCACUGUUCAUCAGAGAAUACAUACAGGAGAGAAAUCCAAUCAAUGUCUUCAGUGUGGGAAAGCCUUUAGUAGGAAAUCAAACCUCAUUCGCCAUCAAAAAACUCACAUUGGAGAGAAAUUGUAUGAAUGUAAAGAAUGUAGUAAGUUCUUCAGUUGUAAGUCAAACCUCAUUGGCCAUCAGAAAACUCACAAAGUAGAAAUCAUUGGAAUAUAG
Pipistrellus nathusii (Nathusius's pipistrelle) is the source of this 1650-nucleotide messenger RNA. The record is from the annotation of a GenBank genome assembly. NCBI's taxonomy places the organism in Eukaryota, Metazoa, Chordata, Mammalia, Chiroptera, Vespertilionidae.